AUGGAACUUAGCAGAUACGAAAAACGUAUAAGACGACGUGCAGUUGAUGUAGAUGGAAUUGUUCACCAAUGGUACUUACGAUGUAAGGAAAGAAACGAACAAAUGACAAUAGCAGACAUAAAGAGAAGAGCUCUAGAAAUUAAUAUGAAGUUAAUGGGAUCUCCUAGUUUUAGAGCCGGCCGCACUUGGCUCCUGGGCUUUAAAGAACGAUACAGUAUUACUAAUGCGGAUGUCAAGGAAACUGUUCCAGCCAAAACUGAAACCGCUGCAGCGCGAGUCUUUAAAGCUGAUUUUAUCAGAUUUCUGCUUGAACGUCAGAUCACAUUGCGGAACGUUUACAAUGUCGUUUACACAACAAUAAUGUGGAAAAUAGUACCAGAAAGAACUUGUAUUAUGGACCAUGCGAAAUCGACAGAAAACCUGGAAAUGUGCGAAGAUUACGUUACUGCAGUUUUUUGUGCAAAUGCUACCGGAUGUCGCAAGUUGCCGGUACUGCUAAUCGGUACCGAACCGGUUGUUCAUGCUUUAUACAAUUACGAUACAGAAGCCUUCUCAACUAUCUACAAAUCAAAAGAAAAUGCUUGCAUGGACAGUACCAUUUUCAAAGACUGGUACGAAAAUCUUUUCUUAGAAUCAGUCAAAGAAAGACAACGGGAGAACGCUCCCACGGAGCAAUAUUUGUUGUUACUCGAUAAUGCUAUGUCACUUCACAAUCUUAAUGAUCUUCACGAUUUAGAUCGUUCCGUUACAAUUAUGUCUCUUCCAGUUAAAGUAUCACCACUCCGUCAACCAAUGAAUUGUGGUAUAAUAUCAUGUUUCACGCGAAAAUACCGAAUAGAAUUACUGAAAACAAUGAUGUUAAGAAUUGUUGGCGAUACGGUGCAGGAUAUGAUGGACGUCCAUAAAGAAAUAUCCAUGUGGGAUUGCUGCCAGUUUGCACAUAAUGCUUGGUCAAGUGUCGACGAUGCAAUACUGAGAAGCUCGUGGGACAGCUUGUUGGUGCUUGGAAACGUGCGGAAUAUAGGAGUCACAGAAAAAUGGGAAGCCGACCUGCAAGAAGUACUUAAAAUUACGAAAGAAUUACCUGGAUGCGAAAAGUGCGUAGAAAUUGAUGUGUAUAACUGGUUUUAUAUUGAGAAGCAAUAUGAUAUAGUCAAGAAGAAAUGUGCCGAUGAAGUUAUUCAGAAAUAUAAAGACAAUCCAGUGAACAUAGAUAAUAUCGACGAUGAAGCUGGACCUUCUCGUGCGAAGCUCUCAAAAAGGAGCUAA
Bombus huntii is the source of this 1269-nucleotide messenger RNA. Its product is annotated as tigger transposable element-derived protein 2-like. The record is from RefSeq and is a predicted model, not a curated record. The transcript has a single exon. NCBI's taxonomy places the organism in Eukaryota, Metazoa, Arthropoda, Insecta, Hymenoptera, Apidae. Bases 1 to 1269 code for a protein of 422 amino acids. Gene Ontology annotation, molecular function: DNA binding. Gene Ontology annotation, cellular component: nucleus.